This is a messenger RNA of Rhizoctonia solani, 3102 nucleotides long. RefSeq names its product ABC transporter. The coding region runs from base 1 to 3102 and encodes 1033 amino acids. Gene Ontology annotation, cellular component: membrane. Gene Ontology annotation, molecular function: ABC-type transporter activity; ATP binding; ATP hydrolysis activity. Lineage: Eukaryota; Fungi; Basidiomycota; Agaricomycetes; Cantharellales; Ceratobasidiaceae. The record is from RefSeq and is a predicted model, not a curated record. The transcript is spliced from 19 exons.
AUGUUUAUCCGUCGCUCUGAGACGGCUCUGCUCGCUUUCGCAGGUCUCACAGCGGCCCGUGCCAGCGCACCCAGCUAUAACAACACCGCAUUCUCGUUAUUUAAACAAACUGGUGGUCACAUAAAGAACACACGAAGUCUAUCAACCCCCGGGUUUUCGCCUAAUCCUUUCACAGACUUAACAUUGCCUCCUCACCGCUGCCCUCCAUGCUUCAAUUGUUUGUUACCCGCCUUUACGUGUGGGCAGUUUGGUGAAUGUAGCAGCUUCGACGGACAGUGCAAGUGUCCCCCAGGAUACUCGGGAAUAGAUUGUCUGACACCCCAAUGUGGGUCUUUGGCGGACGGCAAGGAGCGUCAUCCGCGCCCCAACGGGGAGCAAUGUCAAUGCAGUGAAGGGUGGACCGGCAUCAACUGUAACGUGUGUGAAACCGACGCAGCAUGUGCCAACUUUCCGCUCCGAGGUGGCCCGGAUGGCGAAUUCCUAACCCGAACGGUCGACCACGAUGCGGAUGUGCCUGUAGCAAACAUGACCUGCUACAAAGGUGGCGUUACCGUUGAAGAGAACUUUCAAAUGUGCGACGUCACGAACCGCAAGAUCCUGGACAUGCUCCCUGAUCGACCCCCACAAGUGACGUUUUCGUGUAAUAACGAGGACUCGACUUGUGCAUUUCAAUUUUGGAUCGGCCAAGUCGAAUCAUUUUACUGUGCUCUAGAUCAAUGUGAAAACAGCCUGAAAGUUGGGUAUGAUAGCAACACCACAACUUACCAUUGCGACAAGAUCAAGUGUCAAUGUGUCACUGGUCGCAUGUUGUGCGGAGAGGAGGGAAGCAUAGACAUUGGGGAUUUUCUUACCGAAGAAAUCAAAGGACCGGCCGACUUCUCGUGCAAGACUGGACAAGGCUGCAAAUUCCAAGAGCCAGCUAUGAAUAAUCUGAUCAAUGAUGUGUUUGGAGAUACUCAUAUCACUCUUAAUUGCAAGGGUGGCGAGUGUUUGCACUAUACGCAAGUGCCUGGAUACGUUCGCCCACCUCCUCCCGAUAACACCAGAUUCCUCGCUCUUAGUGGCUCCGCUGCUGGCUUGAUCCUUCUUAUCGCCUCAUCCUUAUUCUGGUAUAUUGGUCGUACACAAAAGACUAAGGGUCUGCGAGCAAUACAACUUCCUUCAGACGAAAACGCCAAGCUCAUGGCAGAUCAUGUCCCGGCUUCGUUGUACUUCUCCGAUGUGUCCUACACACUGGACGGCCGCCAGAUUCUUUCCGAUAUUGUCGGUGGCGCCCAACCGGGACAAGUGCUGGCGAUCAUGGGCGCUUCGGGUGCAGGAAAGUCUACUCUCUUGGACUUGUUGGCUAGGAAGCAGAAACGUGGCGCAGUUGGCGGCCAAAUACUAGUCAACGGAAAUAUCGUUACGGACGACGUAUUCCGUGGCCUGGUUGGGUUUGUCGACCAAGAAGACACUCUAAUGGGAACUUUGACUGUCUACGAGACAGUGUUAUAUUCCGCCCUGCUUCGGCUGCCUAGAGAGAUGAGCUUGGCUGCAAAGAAGUAUCGGACUCUUGAAACCAUUCAUGAGCUUGGCCUGGAUGCUAUCAAGGAUAUGCGGGUCGGAGAAUCCGGUCGUCGAUCAAUUUCUGGUGGUGAGAAGCGCCGAGUGUCUAUUGCGUGUGAAUUGGUCACGAGCCCCUCAAUUCUUUUCCUCGAUGAGCCGACGAGUGGUUUGGAUGCAUAUAAUGCAUUCAAUGUUGUGGAGAGCUUGGUAUCAUUGGCGCGAGACUACAAACGCACGGUUAUUUUUACAAUCCAUCAGCCCCGCAGCAACAUUGUUUCUAUGUUCGACCAGCUCAUCCUACUGGCGCAAGGGCGCGUUGUCUACUCGGGCGAGUAUGCCAAAUGCCAGUCCUACUUUGAGCAAAUUGGUCAUUCAUGCCCUCCUGGCUUCAAUAUUGCGGACUACUUGAGCGAGUUACUCUCUUUAUCCACCACGCAGAAACCUGCAGGCUAUCGUUCUUCUGCCCAACUAUCUCUUUCCGAGAGCUCGGCGGACGAAGAAAGUGGUCUUGUUCAGGGAUCUUCACAAGGUGCAAGCGAGGAUUCGACGGAACUUCGGACACGGCCUAGCACAUCUUCCGAGUCGGCGCCCGCCUCAGAACAUACGGAAACUGGUAACUACAUUCAGCGCAAAUCUUCUCAACUCUUUGAGGCGUUUUCCUCUUCUCCGCGCGCGGAGACGCCCGUGAUGCUUCCUCCUAAACUUGCUGCACUUGUUCAGUCAUACUCGGACAGCGAUGUUGCAGGUGGCAUUCUGGCUGAAAUCAUCCGAUUGCGUGAAACUGGCGGUGCAGUUCUCCCUGAGAGCGGUGGUCGUAAUUUGUACCGAGACCCUGCGUUGCUGGCGGCCCAUUACCUCUCUAGCGUUGGGGUUGCGUUAAUCUGCGCAUUGUUCUACCAUGGUGUAACUAACGAUAUCCCUGGGUUCCAAAACCGACUUGGAUUGUUCUUUUUCGCCCUUGCACUCUUUGGCUUCUCAUGCUUGUCCAUUUUGGGUAUCUUUGCGAACGAGAGGCUGUUGUUUAUGCGCGAACGCUCCAAUGUACCCCUUCGAGUCGUCCCGCCCAUGGUCUUUGGUGGCCUAGUCUAUGGGCUUGUUGGCUUGGUGCCCGAGUUGACUACGUUCUGGAAGUUUAUCUUGACGCUGGUCUUGUUCAAUCUCACAACGGCCAGCGUGGUUAUGCUCAUCUCGGUCGUGUUUUCACAAACCAGUGUGGCAAGUCUAGUCGGCACACUUGUAAUGCUAUUCAAUCUUUUAUUCACCGGGCUAUUGAUUAACCGAGACUCUGUGCCUCGGGCUCUAGAAUGGCUCUAUUACGUUUCCUUCUUCCACGCUGGCUUUGAGGCCCUUGCCGUGAACGAACUCAAGUACCUCACAUUACGGCAGAACAAGUUUGGUGUUCAACUUGAUGUUCCAGCCGCAACGAUUCUAUCAACGUUCGGUCUCCGAGCCCAGUCUUUCUGGUGGCCGAACAUCUCACUUCUCGCCAUCAUGUUCGCUACGUUCCUUACACUUAGCUUCUUAUGGCUCCAUUUCUUCGUGCGCGAGAACCGGUGA